Molecule: messenger RNA, 2235 nt
Organism: Puntigrus tetrazona (Sumatra barb)
Lineage: Eukaryota; Metazoa; Chordata; Actinopteri; Cypriniformes; Cyprinidae
Gene: aldh9a1b
Product: aldehyde dehydrogenase 9 family, member A1b
Exons: 12
Coding region: 219-1775 (518 amino acids)
Molecular function (GO): 4-trimethylammoniobutyraldehyde dehydrogenase (NAD+) activity; aminobutyraldehyde dehydrogenase (NAD+) activity
Source: RefSeq, a predicted model, not a curated record
AUAUUUUAUUUUAUAUUUUAAAAUUACUUUUGCUUUUCCGGGACGUCAAAUGACAUCAUCAAGAAGAAACCAAUGAGAGUCGCUCUGGGGUGUAAGCCCCGCCCUAAAAUGCUCCAACAUGGCUGGACUCACCAGAAAUCUUUAGAGCUACAGUAGGAGAAGAUCUGGUUUGCUGACGCUCGUCCAGGGGGUCAAAGUUCAGUGUUAGGCAUUUGAAGAUGGCCCUGCUGAGCUCUCUUCGGGCCCCGGGUCUCUGUGGGGCCCUGUACCACACCGGGACCAGGAGCAUAUCCUCAGGAACCCUUCAAAUCAAAGAUUCGCUGAACUUCUGGAGUGGUAGCCGAGUCGGCCUUGAAGAUGCGACAACCAAAUGCGAACCCGUAUAUGAGCCUGCAACAGGCCGCGUCUUGUGCCAGCCACGAGCUUGUGGAGCCGCAGACGUUGAUGCGGCUGUGAGGAGCGCCGGUGCUGCUUUUACGGUGUGGAGUAAACUGGCAGGCAUGGAAAGAGCCAGAGUCAUGCUAGAGGCGGCUAGACUCAUUGAGAAGAGAAGAGAGGAGAUUGCUGAGAUAGAGGUGGUCAAUAAUGGGAAGUCCAUCACCGAAGCCCGGCUGGAUGUGGACUCAGCCAGGCUGUGCAUUGAGUAUUUUGCAGCACAAGCCACCACGCUUUCAGGUCAGCAUGUUCAGCUGUCUGGAGGUUCGUUUGCUUACACGCGUCGGGAGCCGCUAGGCGUGUGUGUGGGAAUAGGAGCCUGGAACUACCCCUUCCAGAUUGCAGCCUGGAAAUCUGCCCCUGCCCUUGCUUGUGGCAACUCUAUGGUGUUCAAGCCGUCUCCGGUGACCCCUGUGACUGCAGUGCUGCUGGCUGAGAUUUAUUCGCAGGCCGGGGCCCCCGAGGGCCUCUUCAAUGUGGUGCAGGGCGGACAGGAGACGGGUUCUCUGCUCUGUCAUCACCCAUCUGUGGCAAAGGUCUCCUUCACUGGAAGUGUGCCCACGGGCAAGAAAAUAAUGGAAAUGGCUUCCCAAGGGGUCAAGCCCGUGACUCUGGAGCUCGGUGGUAAAUCUCCACUGAUCAUCUUUGAGGACGCUGACCUAGAAAACUCUGUCAGAGGAGCACUCAUGGCCAACUUCCUGUCUCAAGGCCAGGUGUGCAGCAAUGGCACCAGAGUUUUUGUGCAAAGCUCAAUUCUUCCUCGGUUCUUAAAAGAGGUGGUCAGGAGAACAAAAACCAUCCAGAUUGGAGACCCUCUGCUGGACGAGACUCGCAUGGGAGCUCUGGUCAGCAAACCGCACCUGGAGAAAGUGCUGGGAUAUGUGAAGCAAGCUAAGAAAGAGGGAGCCCGGGUGCUCUGUGGAGGGGAGCCCUUCAUCCCAGCAGAUCCUAAACUCAGAGAUGGAUAUUACAUGACACCGUGCGUGCUCGACGGCUGCACAGAUGACAUGACGUGUGUCAGAGAGGAAAUCUUUGGGCCCGUGAUGUCAGUGCUGUCUUUUGACAGCGAGGACGAGGUUCUUCGGCGAGCCAACGACAGCGCUCUUGGUUUGGCUGCAGGAGUCUUUACUAAAGACGUUAAGAGAGCUCAUCGUGUCAUAGAAAACCUGCAGGCUGGAUCUUGCUUCAUUAACAACUACAAUAUCACCCCCGUGGAGGUGCCGUUCGGAGGAUACAAGGCCUCAGGUAUUGGAAGAGAAAACGGCAAGGUGACCAUUGAAUUUUACUCCCAGUUGAAGACCGUGGUGGUGGAGAUGGGUGACGUGGACAGUCUAUUCUGAACACAAGCCAGUGGUUACAGAUCAACGGCUGAAUCUUCUUAAAAUCGAAUGAUCUUAAAAUGCAAUGACCGACAUUCUCUAAAAACUAACACAGAGUUAUUGAAAUAUUAACUGUUAUUAAGUAUUAAUAUUCUCCAUCACUAAUGGACCAUGUUUUGCGUGCCAGAAUAAUUUCUGUAAAGUAAUGACAGCUGCCUGUGAAUAUUUCACAAAGUGCCUGUACUAUAGGAUGGUGCGAUUCUUAAAGAGUAUACAGAAUGUAAACUGCAUUAUUUUAAAGUAGUUGUUGUUAUUUAUUUGAUUAUUAAAUCUUUAAUUGGAUAAUUUGGUUAAUGUGCAUGUGUAUUAGACAAUACUUGUGGUGUAAAUAUAUGCUUCACCUAAUCGUUUGGUUUCGGAGACACAAUGCAUGUAAUAUAUUUGAAGUAAUGAUUAAAAAAAGAUGCAUCAUUUAAUGCAA